AUGCAUUAUGACUCUCUUCCGAAGUCUGUCAUUCGUCGUCCACGACAUACCGAGGUCUCUAAUGAUGCAGUUAUCAAAAUCACAGAACAACCUCCAAAGCUCGUCUGCUGUCAUGGAGACCUCUCCAGGCAAUUUGUGAGCAUCGACAAUCCUUGGUUUUCAUUUCUAUAUGCAAUUGCUCAUGGCAAGAUCCUCCAUGAACCACCGCAUGCUCUCGAACGUCUCGGGCCUCUUAUGCGUCGAACAGACUUUAUAAUUCGAGUAGAGUCUCCAUUCAUCGUCGUAUUUCUAGUCCAGUCUUUAGAUGAAUAUGGUAGCUUCGUAGAGAUUGACCGACAAAGUCGUUGGGAACUUACUGCAGCAGAGCUUCCGGAAUGGCUUCAAGGGAUUUUUAUUCCUGAUGCUGGGAAGGUCUUGGAGUGGAAGUGCAGGAACCAUGGGAAUAGUUUCAGAUGUACUGUCUUCAUGCGGAAAGCCAUGGGCUUGUCUUGGUGGUAA
Molecule: messenger RNA, 498 nt
Organism: Sclerotinia borealis F-4128
Lineage: Eukaryota; Fungi; Ascomycota; Leotiomycetes; Helotiales; Sclerotiniaceae
Source: the annotation of a GenBank genome assembly